AUGCAGCUUCCGCCCACACUGCAGCCAGUCUGCAGCAGCAGCAGCAGCAGCAGCAGCAGCAGCAGCGGCAGCAGCAGCAGCAGCAGGGAAGUCGGGUCAGGGGCUGGCGCGGGAAGGAAAGCCGCAGACAGCAACGACGGGGAACUACGGCAGCAGCAGCAGAUGAGCAGCAGCAGCAAUGUGGUGCGAGCAAAGCCACAGACAUUAACGCAGCAGCAGCAGCAGCAGCAGCAGCAGCAGCAGCAGCAGCGCAGCAGCAGCAAUGUGGUGCGGGCACAGCCGCAGCCAGUAAAGCAGCAGCAACAGCAGUAG
Messenger RNA from Eimeria necatrix, 312 nucleotides. RefSeq lists its product as hypothetical. The transcript has a single exon. The coding region runs from base 1 to 312 and encodes 103 amino acids. NCBI's taxonomy places the organism in Eukaryota, Apicomplexa, Conoidasida, Eucoccidiorida, Eimeriidae. The record is from RefSeq and is a predicted model, not a curated record.